UCAUCCCGUUAGCUGUCCCGGUAGGAGCUUCUUUGCUUAUUGUCGCCACGCAGUCUUUAAUAAAAUACAACAACAACAACAAUAACUAUGUCGGUGUUUUGUGAGGUCCCACAGGCAGCCCCUGUAGCUGUCUUCAAGCUGUCGCAGGAUUUCAAUAACGACCAGUUUCCCAAUAAGGUGAACCUCGGAGUGGGAGCCUACCGGACAGAUGAGGGCAAGCCAUGGGUUUUGCCAGUGGUUAAAAAGGUUGAAAAGGUCAUCGUGCAUGAUGACAGUCUUAACCAUGAGUACCUGCCCAUCCUGGGCCUGCCUGACUUUAGAUCCUCGGCUUCUAAGAUCGCACUUGGAGAAGACAGUCCUGCCAUCCAGGAGAACAGGGUGGGGGCUGUCCAAUGUCUGGGUGGUACAGGUGCUCUGAAGAUGGGCGCAGAAUUUCUCACCCGUUUCUACAAUGGAAACAACAACACCAAAACACCCGUCUAUGUGUCCGCACCUACCUGGGAAAAUCACAAUGCUGUAUUCGCCAAUGCUGGCUUUGAGGAUGUCCGUCCAUACAAGUACUGGGACGCAGAGAAUAGGGGCCUCCAUUUUGCUGGUUUCCUUGGAGACCUGGAGAGUUGUCCAGAGCGCUCUAUCUUUGUGCUGCAUGCAUGUGCCCAUAAUCCAACUGGCACAGACCCCACACAAGAGCAAUGGAUGCAGAUUGCAGAAAUUAUGAUGAGGAGGAAGCUGUUUGUGUUCUUUGACUCUGCUUAUCAGGGAUUCGCCUCAGGCUGUCUGGAUAAAGACGCCUGGGCGGUCCGCUACUUUGUCUCCAUGGGCUUUGAAAUGUUCUGUGCCCAGUCGUUCUCCAAGAACUUUGGCCUCUACAAUGAGCGUGUGGGCAACCUCACCAUUGUGGCUCAUGAUGCAGAAAACCUGAAGCGAGUUCUGUCCCAGAUGGAGAAGAUCGUCAGGACCACUUGGUCCAACCCACCGUCUCAGGGAGCUCGCAUUGUUGCCAUCACUCUUAAUUCACCUGAGCUCUUUACUGAAUGGAAGGACAAUGUGAAGACCAUGGCUGACAGGGUUUUGUUGAUGAGGGCUCAGCUGAAAGCUAAGCUUCAAGCUCUGGGGACACCGGGCACCUGGGACCACAUCACAGAGCAGAUUGGCAUGUUCAGCUUCACAGGCCUCAACCCCAAACAAGUGGAGUACAUGGUGAAGGAGAGACACAUCUACUUAAUGGCCAGUGGUCGCAUCAACAUGUGCGGUUUGACCAGCAAGAACAUAGACUACGUUGCUGAGUCCAUCCAUGAUGCCGUCACCAAGGUCCAGUAGAAGACUACAUUACCCACAGUUCUAAGUUCUUCCUCCUGCCCGGCCCUGAGCCACCUGAUUCCAGUGUUUGUAUCCAGUAGAUUUCCUGGAGAAAACUUCAAACUCUUAUUUGCACAAACAUAAACACCUUUCGGCUCACUGGCCUCGUUUCCCCUUCCUUUCAGUGUUUAUGCUAAGCUAGGCUAAACACUUCUUAGAUCUAUUUCGAUCUGAACGCACAAAUGGGAAUUAUUCCGUCUAGUAAUUAUGUUAAUAAUUUGUCCCUGUUUUCUUCGUGUUGGUCUCCCGUUUAUAGUUUGUACUUUGUGUGACAUCACAGAAGUUCUACAUGUAUGAUACUUUUUGUGUAUGUGUCAUCACCAGAACCUUUGCGUGGGUCAGUACAUCUGUGACUGUGUUACACUCACCCAGGCAGUGCUGACGCAACUGUCUAAAAAUGUUCAAUGUCAUACUGUUAUGAUUCAUCCAUUCCAAGUGUUAGAAACACAUUUCCAAUUUUAUUCAACCUGCAGUAAUUAGCACUUAUUAUUAACUACUGUUUAGAGCACAGACCAAACUGACUCAAUGUAGCUUUAAUCAAUGAUUAAUGUUAACUAUUUACCUCCUCUAUCAUGAGAGAAGUUGCAAUAUUAUGUUUAUUGCUCUAUGUAAUGCGAACAAGAGAUGAGUGUUCUCAGGAAGAUAUUUUAACUUGAACUAUGUAAUUUAUUAAUAAUACUGUCCGAGUGUUUUUAUUUCUAGUUUGUGUCGAGUGAGCACAAAUGGCAACAAACUAUUCAACCAUGUGUCCUGACUCCAGAGUGAACUCUGUUUUCACGGCUGAAUGUUUGGAUGUUUCUGGUUGCGUCUGGCACCUACCGAGUUAAUGUUGAGUUUGCACACUGAUUGUCUGUCGGUAGCACUAGUGCACAAUUAUUUAAGACCCGGGGGUCAGGGGCACUAACACAUUAAUGAUCAACCAGUUUGCUAUCGUAUCACUGUGCACAAUACACCUAUAAAGCAGUCAUAAUGUUAAGGAAAUGAAGCCAAUUUGAUGAUCAACUACUGUAAUAAAGAACUAUAAAUAGCA
This is a messenger RNA of Anoplopoma fimbria (sablefish), 2389 nucleotides long. It is a transcript of the gene got1, whose product is annotated as glutamic-oxaloacetic transaminase 1, soluble. Gene Ontology annotation, cellular component: cytosol. Gene Ontology annotation, biological process: L-aspartate biosynthetic process. The transcript has 9 exons. Bases 88 to 1320 code for a protein of 410 amino acids. Lineage: Eukaryota; Metazoa; Chordata; Actinopteri; Perciformes; Anoplopomatidae. Gene Ontology annotation, molecular function: pyridoxal phosphate binding; L-aspartate:2-oxoglutarate transaminase activity. The record is from RefSeq and is a predicted model, not a curated record.